GGACGAUGCACAAAUAUUGCAACUUUGCUCCUGCUUAGAGUAUAUAUCCUUCAUUAAGCCUAUUGGAAUUGUUAAGCAAUAAAUAAGUAGGAAUCUACGGUCGUUCGUCGAUCUUUAUAAGUUCGGUCGAUUUACGUGCCACGACCGACGUCACAAAACUAUGGAAGCCGCAUGUUUAUUCCAUUUAUGUUGAAUUAAGCAGUUCAAAUUUCCCAGUUCUGUUAAGCCUAUUAAUGGCGCGUCUUUUAAGACCGAGUGUCGUCUGAUUUUGUCUUCGUGGCAGAAUGCUCGUUCAAACUCUUCAGUAAUGACAGAAGUCCAUUCCACAAAUUCUCCUGGGGAGCCUGAUGCUUCAGAAGCUGAAAAAUUACAGCCAUUGGAAAGUAUAUCUGAGUUAAAAGAAGGAGAUGGUAAUGUUGUGAAAUUGACAACUAAAGAUUUAGAAAACCUUGAAAAAAUACAAGCAGAGUUAGAUAAUUUGACAUCGUAUUUUCCUCAUAAAGAACAAAGUGUUGAUUCUAAUUUGAAAUUAGAUGAACAAACUAAUAAACAAAAAAUUUCAAGUAAUGUGAAAAAUGUAAAACCUGUAGUGAAAAGUCAAAAUACAGAGCAGUGUAAAAUAAUGAAUAUGGUUAGUGACAAUGCUUCAGUAAAUAAUGUGAUAUCUUCUACUGGAGUAUCUUCAGGAAUAACUAAAACUAAUGAUUGUACUGUAACAACUGGUGUUUCUGCUAGUUCUGAAAUCAAGCAGUCAUUACUGUUUGUUCCAAAGCAUGUUUCAAGUACUAUUCCAAUUGUAUUGCAAACUCAAAAUUCUUCAGUUAAAAGUACAGCUACUAUAUCUUCUUUGCAGUCUGUCCCAUGUGUUAGCAAACCAAAAGAAAUGAUCAAAACUGAGACAGUUCUAAAUUCUGGAAUCCAGUCCUCUCAAAUAUCAAAUCCUGUCGGAAGUCAUCUUACAACAAUAAAAGGUACUGAAGUUAAGGUAAUUGUAUCACAAGCAAUUAGUCCUACUCAAACAGCUUUAGUUUCAGUGCCGCAAAUUAAUACAAGUAAUGCACUCACAGCAGCUACCUUAAAACGUACUCCAAGUUCUACAAUAGGAAAUCAGAUGAUAACUAAAGUAAUAAUAAAAAGUAAUCCAACAACUCAUCAGCCUGCAGUAACUCCUAUAGCUGGAUCAUUAACAGCAACAAAUACUGGUACUUUAAUUGCAAGUGAUAACUUAGGACAACAAUCAACGAUUUUAUUGGCUAGUCCUACAAAAACAUAUACCAUGUCAAAAUCAUCAGGAACUCUUGGAACACCUAGAAUUAUUAGAUCUGUUCCCAGUACACCACCUAAACAGAAUGUUGUCAUGUUUUCAAGAGUGAAAGGUAAAGUAACCAGUCCUAUCUCAUUUGCUAAAUCGCCACAGAGAAUAGCACCAGCACCUAGCACUGGAUGUUUAAUUCCUGGUUCUAAAGUUACCAUAGUUACUGCUGCUGCUGCUGCAGUAUCAUCAUCAGCAUUAGCCACAACAAUAGCAAAACCUGUUACAACUCCAUCUUCUCCAACAAAAGUCAUUCUGAAACCUGUUGUUCCAACAACAAUGAAACCAGGUACCAAUGUUUCCACGAAUCAGACAAAUACAGUUUUAAGUAAUGUUGAUAAUCCUACUACAGGAAAGCAAGUAGUACCUGUAACAGGAAAUACAGUUCAACAAAUUCAGGUACCAGGCAGUAAAUUUCAUUAUGUAAGAUUAGUAACACCUCCAUCGCAAAAUAUUUCGGGUACAGGAAAUAAACAAGCUACACUUAUUCCUGUAACAACAAGGCCAAUAGUGACUGCUGCUACUACUACAGUAAAUAAUAGUAGUCAGCAGCAAUCUUCUUCAAUAUCUUCUGUUGUAAAUGUUUCAUCUGGUGCUCCUGUUAAACUUACUCUUCCUAUUUCUCCUGUCAUUGCAGGUCAAACUCAGGUAACAUCUAAAUCAUCAUCCGUACCUCAGCGUAUGCUUAUUCCUGCAUCUAGCGUAACUUCUACAUCACGAACUAAUACAUCUAUGCCCACAAUGGCUCUUCGACAAUUGCCUGCAGGUACAUUAAUACCAGCUGCCGGGGGUAGUAUUCUUAUGGUCCCUGCCCAAUAUAAUAUUGCACAAUUACAGCAAACAAAUCAGUCUCAAUCAAAUACUUUAGCUGGAACACAAAUGCUGAUUCAGUCAGUUCAGCCUCACAAUAUUUUACCUUCCCCAACUCCAGGAAACAAUAAUAAUUCUAAUGUUCAACAAACAAACUAUGUACCAGUUGCAGCUGCAACAACCAAUCAAAUAUUUGAUCACAAUUCAUCUCAAAGCUUAUCUUCAUAUUCACGAAAUCAUAUUAAUGGUAGAUCAACAGAAAGUGGAGAUUCUAGACCACGUAAACCAUGUAACUGUACAAAAUCUCAAUGUUUGAAACUUUACUGUGAUUGUUUUGCAAAUGGAGAAUUCUGCAAUAAUUGCAACUGUAAUAAUUGUUCCAAUAAUUUGGAACACGAAGAAGAAAGACAGAAAGCAAUUAAGGCAUGUUUAGAUAGAAACCCACUUGCCUUUCAUCCAAAAAUAGGGAAAGGUAAAGACGGUGAUCAUGAAAGAAGGCAUACAAAGGGUUGUAACUGCAAACGCUCAGGUUGUUUAAAGAAUUAUUGUGAAUGUUAUGAGGCAAAAAUAUUAUGUACUAAUUUAUGUAAAUGUGUUGGUUGUAAAAAUUUUGAAGAUAGUUCAGAAAGAAAAACUUUAAUGCAUUUAGCUGAUGCUGCUGAGGUUAGAGUGCAACAGCAAGCAGCAGCUAAAACAAAAAUUUCUUCACAAAUUCAAGAUCUUCCCACAAGACCACCAAUAAUUUCUACUACUGGUGAAAGAUUGCCAUUUGCUUUUAUAACACAAGAAGUGGUUGAAGCAACUUGCCAAUGUUUAUUAGCUCAAGCCGAAGAUGGCGAGAGAUCUGGACUGCCUGUGUCCACACUCGAAAGGCUGGUUUUAGAAGAAUUUGGAAGAUGUUUGAUGCAAAUAAUUGAAUAUGCAAAUAAAACUAAAGUUUCCAAUACAUAAUGUAUAGCAACUUUAUUUGUGCUCUCAAUAACACUCAAAAGAUAAACAAAAAUGGGAAUGAUACUAGUCAUUUGCGUGGACGUCGACAUGUUCGUCCCUCAAGAAGUUUCCCAAAAUCGAAUAGACAGACUCACGAGUGGGAUUUGUGCCUAAGCAGUAAAGAUUUUCGCAAAAAAUUCGACAUGUUGAAAGUUGCCACUCAUUACAUAUCGCUAUGAAAUAACAUCUAUAUACAUAUAUUUAAAAAAUAUAUAAUUAUAAAUAUGAAAUAACUCUAUAGAAUCAUCCCGUUUCAUAUAUGAAAGAAUGUUUUAUUUAGUUUUAAGGAGUGAAAGAAGUGUUGUAUUAUACAAGUUCAGUCAGACAAUAGCAUUUUAUGUGGAUAAAUUAAUAUUAUGCAAGAUACUUUUAUUAAUGUUGUUACAAAGUUUGUGCCAGAUUACAUAACACGCUUGCAAUUUUAACAUUUUUAUUGAAGAUGUACAAAGCCCAAUAUUUGUGAAAUUUAAUUAUAUAUAUAUAUAUAUAUUAUAUUAUAUUAUUAUUAUUAUUAAUGAACAUAAAAGCAUUGUAAAUUUUAAGUUAAGUUAAGGAUGGGCAAAUAAGUAUUGUUAAAUAGUGGUAAUUUUUUAGCAUUCUGCAGGGUUUGUGAAUAACAGUUGUUAUUUAAUCCUAAAUGUCCAAUGGUUUUAAAAAACAGGAGAAUUAAAAUAGCAUUUUUUUAUGCCCCAAUAUAUUGUAUAGUGUAAACAUUAAUUUUAUCUUUUAAUUGUAGUGCUAUGUCUAAUAAACAGUUUCUGAAACA
Messenger RNA from Centruroides sculpturatus (bark scorpion), 3878 nucleotides. RefSeq names its product protein lin-54 homolog. Gene Ontology annotation, cellular component: nucleus. Gene Ontology annotation, biological process: regulation of DNA-templated transcription. The transcript has 13 exons. The coding region runs from base 308 to 3073 and encodes 921 amino acids. Lineage: Eukaryota; Metazoa; Arthropoda; Arachnida; Scorpiones; Buthidae. The record is from RefSeq and is a predicted model, not a curated record.